AUGCAGCACCUGGUGCAGGUGGCCAGGAGCUUGGGGCACAAGUUCGAGCAGGCGGGCAGCACCGCGUUCGAAGACAAGAAGCUCGUCUCGCUGGAAGAGGUGACCCAGGUGCCCACUGUGCAAGGGCAGGCCUUCCUGCGGGCGAUCGAAAGAGCGUUGGCGUCACACAGGGGCCUCCACGGCGACGGCGACUACCAGCAGGACGAGUUCGGCUGCUGCUUCGCCCUGCGGUACUCCUCCGCCCUCUUUGCGGAGAAGGCCAAGGAGAAGGACAGGAAGGAGGCAGCGGUCCAGGAGUACGACGCCAGGCCUGCGACUCUGUGCCAGCUCCGCGGCGAGGAGAGCGGGACCCUGGCCCGCCGCCACCACAGGCAAGGUCGCAGCCCCGCCGACUUGCUGCGAGCUGCCGAGUUGCUGGCAGAGUUCGACGGCGAGGUCGACUUCCUGCACGCCGCCGCGGCGGAGCCCGCCCCUGGGACAGGUGGAUUCAGCCCACCGAUGUCGCAGUCCCAGGGGAGCGGCGAGUUCGGGAAGUUGCACGACGCGGAGGUGCGCGGGCCUGCCGUGUCAGCGGCUGGCAACAUGCAGAUGCCCGUCGCGGAGGCUGACGUUGGCGUCGGCGAGGCGCAGGCCGCGGCGGCUGACGGCGGCCCCCUCCUCGCCACGGCGGCGGCCCUGGCAGCAGUGGCGGCAGCGGCUGCUUCCUGCUCGCGGCCGUCGCCCGCGAGGCCCGCGGAGGUGCUGCGCCGAGCACCCCAGCGCAGGGUGCAGGAGCAGUCGAGGCGCCGCGAGGCCUCGGUGGCGGCUGAUGCGGCCCGCCCAGCGGGAGUGAGGGUGGUCUACGGCCACCUCAUGCGGGGGUCGCGCGUCGAGGGCAACGGCUCCGAGCCCCCCCUGGAUCCGUUCGCGCCGCUGGCCCCGCCGAAGGAGAGCACGCGCCUGUGCUGGGCGACGGCGCUCCGGGCCAGGCUGGGCCACGGGGCGGAGGAGCAGGCGCUCGCGGCGGCGCCCGCGCCAUCGCAGCGGCAGCCUGCGGCCGCCCCGCCCCCGCCACCUGCGGCUGGCGAUGGGGGCCAGGCGGCAGCGCCGCCGCGCGCCGCGGCGCCGCGGCGCCUGGUCGCGGCGGCCCCGCGGGCGGAGGCCGAAGAGCCGCGGCAGGCCCGCCCUGGGCUCGAGGGCGUCCUCGGCGCCCGCGGCUUCCCAGUUGCUGCGGCGGCCCGCGGGCGCGAGAGAGCCGCGGGGUCGGCGGCCGCCCGCGCGCGCCGCGCGGCGGGGCUCGCCGUGCGCUGA
Messenger RNA from Prorocentrum cordatum, 1290 nucleotides. Lineage: Eukaryota; Dinophyceae; Prorocentrales; Prorocentraceae. The record is from the annotation of a GenBank genome assembly.